CAAAUGCCUGCAGAAAGCCUGCAACCAGGACUGGAACAUAACUUGUGAGGUCCCAUCUGCUGGGCUGUUCAUACUCACGGGAAUGUUAAGCAAUCCCUCUUUUUUGGGAUGCUCGGGUGCAUAUCUGCUGGGAGGCCCACCAAUGGAACUCAGCUGAGCUCCAACACCAGCACACCUGCUCUCAACAGAGUUCUCUCCAGCAGUGACUACAGCAGCCUGGUCUGGCCUUGCUUGCUUAGGUCACCUUAUUCUUCUGUGUGGCAUUACGCCGCUCCCUAGUUGGGAGGGGAACGGGGAGCGUCUCUACCUGGCCUGUUGCCGUACCUUGGCUGAGCUGUAAAAGCAGGGCUGAUCCCUCCCUCCCUUCCUCCCAUAGCCUGGCACUGCAUGAAGGGAGGAGGAGCUGCUGGGACUGGGAGAAGAGAGCUUUCUCCAGGAAAAGCAGCCCUUUGCAAAGCAGAGCUCUUGAGAGAGAGAGAGAGAGAAUGCAUGGGCAGCUUGUGCACAGGCUGCAUGAACAGGCUGCACAUGUGCCCAGAUUGGCCAGGAGUGCAGCACUCUUCCAGGUGUGCAGUGCACAAGGCCUAGAACAGCAACGGGGACAUAUUUACAGGUUGAAACUUUCCACAUUGCCAAUGGCUCUGCUUCUCCAUUUGCUUCUUUGGGUCCGAGUAGUUGAUGCUCAGGGCACAGAAUCGCCUGACCUGUUGUGCCAUGGCUGCUCAGAGGGGAGUUGCUACCCAGCCACAGGGAAUCUGCUCAUUGGGAGGACCCAGAGUUUGAGUGCUACAUCAACGUGUGGCCUGGAGGGGCCUCAGGAGUACUGCAUUGUCAGCCAUUUGCAGGACUCUGAGAAAUGCUUCAUCUGUAACUCACACUCACCGUCCCUACGUGAGAGCCACCGCAUUGAGAAUGUCAUCUACCUGAGUGGUCAGGAUGGUGAGCAGACCUGGUGGCAGUCUGAGAAUGGUGUAGAACAGGUUAGCAUUCGCUUGGAUCUGGAAGCCGAGUUCCACUUUACUCAUCUCAUAAUGAAGUUUAAGACAUUCCGCCCAGCGGCCAUGUUGAUUGAACGUUCAGCAGAUUUUGGGCACAGCUGGAAGGUUUAUCGCUACUUUGCCUUCAACUGCUCCAAGCUCUUCCCUAGUGUCCUCACGCAAGUCCCAGUGCAUGUCAACCAGGCAAUAUGUGAGCAGCGAUACUCUGAGAUUGAGCCCUCCAGCCAUGGCGAGGUGAUUUUCAAAGUGCUGGACCCAGCUGUGAAAGUAGAGGACCCAUACAGCCAGGAAAUCCAAGACCUGUUACGUGUCACCAAUCUGCGGGUGAACUUCACAAAGCUGCACACCCUUGGCGACAACCUGCUGGACUCUCGACAUCAAGUGCUGCAGAAAUACUAUUAUGCUGUGUACGAGAUGGUCCUGCGUGGGAGCUGUUUCUGCUAUGGGCAUGCUUCGGAGUGUGCCCCCCUGGCUGGAGUGCCGAGCAGAGUUGAGGGCAUGAUCCAUGGGCGAUGUGUGUGCAAGCACCACACCAAGGGCCUCAACUGUGAGCUCUGCAAGGACUUCUUCCAGGAGUUGCCAUGGAGACCAGCUGAGGCCCACAAUCCACAUGCCUGCAAAGAAUGCAACUGCAAUGAGCACUCGCACAGGUGCCACUUCGAUAUGGCCGUGUACCUGGCCACGGGCAACAGCAGUGGUGGGGUCUGUGAUGAGUGUCAACAUAAUACCAUGGGCCACCACUGCCAGCUCUGUAAGCCCUUCUACUACCGCAACCCAAUGGCUGACAUCCGUGCAAGCACUGCAUGCAUCCCAUGUGACUGUGACCCAGUGGGGUCCUUGGAAGGUGGUGUGUGUGACAGUCAUACAGAUGCGAUGCUGGGCAUGAUCGCUGGACAGUGCCGCUGCAAAGAGAAUGUCAAAGGCAUGCGUUGUGACAGCUGCAGAGAGGCCUUUUAUGGACUGAGCCGCAAUGACCCUCUUGGGUGCCAGCCCUGCAGGUGUGACCCCCGUGGGAUCAUCAUAGGUAGCAGCCCCUGCGAUCACAUCAGUGGUGAUUGCUACUGCAAGCGCUUUGUUACGGGGCGAUAUUGCAACCAGUGUUUGCCUGAAUAUUGGGGGUUGAGCUAUGACAUAGCUGGCUGCAGAAGCUGUGCUUGCAAUUUUGGAGGUGCCUAUAACAACAGGUGCUCUAUAGAUGAUGGGCAGUGUCUCUGUCGGCCCCACCUCAUUGGGCGUCAGUGUGAUGAAGUGCAGCCUGGUUUUUUCUGUAUGCCCCUGGACUACUAUAUGCAUGAAGCAGAGCAUGCUACAGGUCUUGCACCAACCCACCAGGGUCUGCCAGGUUCCUUGAGGUCUGAGGCCCCUGUGGACUGUGUGGAAUAUUACAAUGGGGUCCAGAAUGGGCGCAAAGUGAGGCUGCGACGACAACACAGCACAAUAAGACUCUUGCAGCAGCGAGCAGCACUCCGAAGAGCCAGGCAACUUCAGCAGAAGCCUGAUGUGGAAGUCGUGCAGCGCGAGCAUACAGGACACAUGAUUACAUGGACUGGCCCAGGCUUUGCCCGAGUGCGGGAUGGGGCUGGUUUAUCCUUCCACAUUGACAACAUUCCCUACCCCAUGGAAUAUGACAUCUUGUUGCGCUAUGAACCUGAGUCCACAGAGGAUUGGGAAGCUGUCGUCAGUGUCAGCUCCCAGGCUUUGCCCAUGAGCCCACGGUGUGGCAAUGUGCUACCCUCAGAGCAGAUGUACCACGAGAGCCUGCCACAUAGUUCCAGGUAUGUGCUCCUGCCACGGCCUUUCUGUUUUGAGCCCAGAAACCAUUAUGAGAUCACUGUGCGGUUCCAGCGGGCAGGCGUGGCACAACGUCAUCCCGCAGCCUUCAUCCUCGUGGACUCGCUGGUUCUUUUGCCCCGUGUGACAGAACUGCCUGGAUUCCAUGGUAGCGAUCCAGCAGCAGUGGAGCGUCGGGAAGCACUGGAGCGCUACACGUGCCUGGAGGCAUUCCGCAUGGCCACCAUGCCUGACCUAGCUGAGACCUGUGCUUGCCUCCUGUGCAGCAUCUCUGCCCUGAUGCAUGAUGGGGCUCUGGCCUGCCAGUGUGAUCCACAGGGCUCUACCAGCAGCGUUUGCCACAAACUGGGAGGUCAGUGUCAGUGUAAACCCAACGUGAUGGGUCGGCGCUGUGACCAGUGUGUUCCAGGCACCUAUGGAUUUGGACCAUAUGGCUGCAGCCCCUGUGCCUGUUCCCCUGAGGGCUCUGUCUCCAAGAUCUGCGAGCCAGUAAGUGGACAGUGCCGGUGCCAACAUGGUGCUGUGGGACGCCAGUGUGAUCAGUGCCCACCAGGCCAGUGGGGCUUCCCAAACUGCCGGCCUUGUCACUGCAACGGGCAUGCAGACGAAUGUGACUUGCACACUGGAGCUUGCCACCAGUGCCGUGAUUACACAGCUGGCCGCCAUUGUGAGAGAUGCUUGGAUGGUUACUAUGGAGACCCAGUCUUGGGCUCAGGGCAACAGUGCCGUCCCUGCCCUUGCCCUGGAUAUCCAGGGUCUCGGCACUAUCAUGGCAUCUCCUGUCAUAUGGAUAGGGAAACGAAUCAGAUUGUUUGCCUGUGUGCUCCAGGCUAUACAGGACCACGUUGUGACCGUUGUUCACCUGGUUAUUUUGGAGCACCUGAGCAGGAGGGUGGAGCCUGCCGCCCCUGUCAGUGCAACAACAACAUUGACACCAGUGACCCUGAGGCCUGUGAUCCACACAGUGGUCAAUGCCUACGCUGCCUUUACCACACUGGUGGACCUCACUGUUCUGAAUGCCAGCCUGGUUACUAUGGCAAUGCCUUCCAGCGUAGCUGUCGACGCUGUACCUGUAACGAACAGGGCACGCUACCCUCUCACUGCUCUGAAGGCAUCUGCCACUGUGAUCGAACUACAGGCAAUUGCCCCUGCCGUGCCAAUGUGGUAGAUAAGAACUGCGACAGAUGUGCCCCAAACUUCUGGGGCUUUGGUAGUGAUGUGGGGUGUCAGCCAUGCAACUGUGAUCCCGCCUAUUCAGUGAGGUCAGACUGCAACAUGUUCACAGGGCAGUGCCACUGCCAGCCAGGCUUUGGGGGACGUGUUUGCUCCCACUGUCAAGAAGAUCACUGGGGUGACCCAGAACAGGAAUGUCUAGCUUGUGAGUGUGACCCAACAGGGUCUGAGAGCCUGCAGUGUGACAGUCUCACCGGACAGUGUCCGUGCCGAGGUGGCUUCAUGGGGCAACACUGUGACCAAUGCCAGCGUGGCUUCCAGCAGAACUUUCCCCGUUGCUCCCCCUGCCAUCCUUGCUUUGGCCAGUGGGAUGUGGUUCUGGGACAGCUUUGGGGACAGCUGCAGCGGCUGCAGGACACAGUGCAGGCCCUGAAGGAAGGUGGGCCCAUACCUGAGGCCAGCAACAGUCGCAUGCGCAACCUGGAGAACAGCCUAGGUCAGGUGGAGCAGCUUCUUGGGGAAGGGAGUAGUCCAAGCAGCCCCCUAUUGCACCAGCUCAGUGUCCUUCUUGCAAAUACUAGGUCAGAUAUGGAUGAGCUAUGGCAACAGCUGCAGGCUGCAGAUUCACACCUGGAUGGGACUGAGAAGGAAACUGCAGGGCAGAGGGGCCGUCUGAAUGUCCUGAGCCGAGAGCUGGGGGAGCUUAAUCACACCGUCAGCUACCUCAGUAGCCAGCUGGGGAGGAUGGCAAACACGAGCUUCAAUGAGUCUUUCCGUAGCAUCUUGGGAUCCUUCCAGCAGUCAGAACAGGCCCAGCAGCAAGCAAAUGCCUCGGUUCAAGGGCCACAGAGCCCAGUGGGCCAAGCCAAGCUCACACAUCAGACCACUGUGGAGCUGCUGAAGCGCAGAGGAGACACUUUUCAUAGGACUGCGGCUGCUCAUCGAAAGUCAUUGCGUGACAUCCAGAAAAAGGUCAGCAGCCUCAGCCUGAGCAAGAUCAACCAGAAGAUCUGUGGUGCUUCUGGAGAAGAGGGCUGUGAACAAGCCCCCUGUGGAGGGGCCUCCUGUAGGGACAGCUUAGGCCAACGGCGUUGCGGAGGCCCUGGCUGCACUGGAGCACUACCUGUGUCCAUGAAGGCACUCUAUACAGCCCAGAACAUCUCUCGCCAGCUUGAGAGCACCACAAGGCACCUGGGUGCCAUUGCUAGCAAGGUGCAAGAAAUCCAAGACCUAGCACAGAAUGCCAGGCGCCAUGCCCAGGGCACUCUGGACCGUGCUCAGGGAGCCCGGAGCCAUGUGGAAAAGUCAACAGCCAAACUGCGGGAGUUUAUCCAGAGGAUAAAGGACUUCCUAGCAGAGGAAGGUGCUGAUCCUGAGAGCAUUGAACUUGUGGCCCAGCAGGUCCUGAAUAUCUCCUUGCCCAGCAGCCCCAAUCAGAUCAGCAGCCUGAUUAAGGAGAUCCGGGAUAGAAUCAGCCAACUGGAUGGAGUGGACAUUAUCCUGAACAGUACAGUGCACAACCUGACCCGUGCCAGGGAACUACUGGCAGAAGCAAAACAAGCCAAAGAGAGAGCAGAGGGUGUUCAGGAAACCAUCAAAGAAACACGUGUGGCACUAGACAGCACACAGGACAACGUGAGGGCAGCAGAGCAAGCAAUGAAGAGCACUAAGGAAGCCAUCCAGAGUGUGGAGGGCAGAGUCAGACUGGCGGAGAGCCAGCUCCAAAGACUGGUCAACAAGGAGUCACAAUUGGAAAGCCAUCUUGGAGACCUGGCACAGCAUGUGGCCACUUUACGGAAGAAGUCCCAGGAAAAUCAGAAGCUUGCCCAGGAUGCCAAGGGAAAAGCUGAGCGUGCUACCACUGCUGCUGGCAGACUGGAAAAUGAGGUGGAGAAAGUGAUGAAGAGAUACCAGAAGUUGCAGGAUGAACUGGGAAAACAGCCUCCAGAUGUAUUGCUCAAGCUGAAAAGUCUGAGGACAGAAGCCCAGAAUCUCCUAGACAAGGCCAAUGGUAGCAAGAGAAAGCUGGAAGAGUUGGAGGGGCGCUUCGAGACCAAUGAAAAAGAAAUGAAACAGAAAGCAACAAAGCUGCAGAAGCUGGAGGGACAAGUGACUGAACUGCUGCAGUAUAUCCGGGACAAAGCCACUGCCUAUGCUACCUGCUAGGGCCUGAUUCCUGCCAGCUCUGGACUCUACCAUGAUGAGAGGGCCUAUCGUACAUGUCAUUGUCUGGCUCCUGGUUCUGAGGCUGUAGCUGUAAAUUCAGGGCCUCAAAGUAACUCAGUUCAUUUAAUCUUCACUUAGUUGUAUCAGUUAGGCCUGCCUGGAAUCAGGCACAUCAGGGUGAUCUUAAUGUCAAUAUCUCAUAAGCAUGCAGUUAGGUUGUGGUGCAGUUAGGUAAUUUAAAACUCUAGGGUUAAUGGGGAAGGGUUGUACCUCAGUGGUAGAGUAUCUACUUUGCAUGCAGAAGGUUCCAGAUUCACAGUCCCAAGCAUCUCCAGGUAAUCCUGAAGUAAAAUGUAAAUAUACUGCCUUCAAGGCAAUUCCGACUUAGUGUUUUCAUGGUAAGUGGUGGUUUUACCAUUGCCUUCCUCUGAGACUGAGAGGCAGUGACUGGCCCAAGGUCACCCAGUGAGCUUUAUGGCUGUGUGGGGAUUAGAACCCUGGUCUCCCAGGUCGAAGCCCAACACUCUAACCACUAUGCCACACUGAAGAGCUGCUGCCAAUUAAUGUAGACAAUGCUAGAUGAACCAAAGGUCUAAGUCGAUAUAAGGCAGCUUCCUUUAAUCCUAUGUAAUCAUCUCAAGAGACCCCUCUCUUUAGAUGGUAAUGUAUAUUGCCUGAAUUGUAAAGAUGACCUUCUUAAGAUCCCUUCCAAGUCUAUGAUUUUGCGUCAAAUUGUGAUAAACAAAACCUGCUGCAUUUGGGGGCUUUCCUCCUCAUUUUACUGAGUAUGUCUUUCUAGACUUCUAAAGUCAAGCCCUGAUGUUCUGCCCCAGAACUGAAAAAACUAGGCCUGUCCUUAAAGGUGUCUGGAUUAUGUCCACCCCAGCUCAAUUCUCUUUCCCUUCCACAGGCUCUUUUGCUGUUGUCAUGGAAAUGAAGCACUUCCUGAAGUACCCGGGUGCUUCAGCCUGCAACCUCAGUCUACAAAAGUACUGAAUGGCUGCUAAGGAUAGAAGGAUUUGUCAGUGUUGGUUCUCUCAGAUUCUCAUUUUUCUAAUCUUAAAUUCACUUUGCCAUGUUUCUGCUGCAAUUUGCAUUUUUAAAAAGAAAUUCUUUAGCAUUUUAGUGUGAAUUGCUUCUAAGAAACACAUUUUUGUCUGCAGUUUUGACUAAUUUUUGCAAGCAUGUUUGUUAUUUUCACUAAUAUAUUCAUUUUAUACACAUUUUCCCCUAAUAUAUGCAUUUUUGUAAAUGUUGUUUAGAGAACUGCCUCACAAAAUUUGGAUAACUGCAAAUCUUGAAGGAUGGUUGUGUUUCAGUUCUCAUAUUGUUUUGUUGUUAUGUGCCUUCAAGUCGACUACGACUUAUGGCGACCCUGUGGAUCAGCAAUCUCCAACAGCAUCUGUCAUGCAAAUUUGAUACAUUUGGCUUUAAAUGAUGAGCUGAAUUUAAUUUUUUCUCCAUCCCUAGUGGCUGCUAUGCAAACAGAAUUCUACCUGUUGAUCAAGGGUUGUGACUGCUUGUGACUUUCAGUGGCCUCCUGUUCUCCUUUCCUAUCUCUUUACCCCCAGAAAAGAAAGAUGUUUAGUCCUGGAUUCUUCUCUUUAGGUCUGAGGUCCCACAACUGCCCUUAUUCUUGUUAAUUGAUGAAGACACACAAACCACUUCCCCAUCAAACCAAAAAUAGUCAGUGAGGUUCUAGUCAAAAAAGGAUGACAUAAAUAAACGAAAGGUGUGUCUGUCAAUGGCUCUUAGUCACCCUUUUCUCCCAAGUUAGAGUAUAUUGCCUCCCCCCUCCCAAGUUAAUUUGACAACUGAGACAAAAAAAAAAUCCACAAGCACAUCUUCCACCUUGGAAGUAAAAAUACAUUAACAAUAAAUUAACGAGUUAGCACCCCAAAUCAACUGCCUGAGACACGUCUGCCUAACAUUAGGGCCCUCUGUGAUUCUUUCCGCUUGAAAUGCUCCUCUCAUCCCAUUGAUCCAGUGAAUAUAUGGGUACUGCACAUGAGGAAAAAUGCCAAUGCCCACUCAUACACCCCCCCUCCUGACCAACACCUUGUAGAGUGGAGCAUUUAGCUUCCCUUCAUUGUAAAAUAAAGCCCUUGACCCUCCUGAUUUUCCGAUGUGUGUUUGCAUCUCUGUGCCUCUUGAAGGGGAGAAAAUGGUUUUAGGGAUUAAGGAAUUCUCAUGCCCCCAGAACAUUAAUAACAAAGGACAAUAACAGCUAUACCUUUUGGUCCAAUUAAAGUGAGUCCCAGUUUCUGUGUCCUAGAACUACCUAGCUUGAAAGGUGCUCCUAUGCUUUAAUAGUGGCAUAUGUGGAUACUGUCUACACUGAUACGAGAAUCAAUAUCAUACUUCACACUACUUAUCAUAGUCAGGGAAUGAAGGUGGCUGAAUAGUAGAAGCCAUAUGAGGUUUGGGGAUAGAAAAACCCCCACACAAUCUAUUUCCAAGUGUCUAGCUGCUAGCAGAAAGAGGAAAACAAUGUGCUGUGUGUGUCCACUUAUGACAGUUCCUUCUACAAAGAGGCUCUAAAGCUGGGAGGGAAGGAAGAAAGAAGAAAAGGGUAUGAUAUCCUCCACACUUCUUUCUUACCAGCACAAGUGUCAUCUGUUUGCAAGAGCAUGAUGGGUGGGGUGACUAGUGGUGACACACUCAGACAUCUAUCUGUGCACAUUUGUGUACUGUCCUAAAUUUUAUUUGGAACACCUUGUCUUUGUCAAAGCAUUGCAACAUGAACUGGGCAGACAUCCAGAAAUGUUCUGCAUCAUGUAGACACUGCCAGUAAAAAACUGCUUUUAUCAACUAUCAACUCAACACUAUUAUGAUCAAUAAUUUCCAGAUGCAAUUUGAUAGACGGAUAGCAAAGUACUGAAUUCCUGUUUUCCAGAUGAGAACCAGCUAUAGUGCCUUCCACAUAUAAUUAUGGCAAAAUGGAGAACCAAUCUACUCAAAUGGCACUUUAAUGCCUUUUUCCAUGCACGUAGGCAAACAAGGCAUGUGUGGAAUUACCCUGGGAGUGACUUGUCCAAGAUCACACAAUAAGGGCAUGGCAAAUGUAGUACUGGUGCCCGUGUCUCCCUAGCUUUGUGCCCAGCAGCCUCUCAGCACUGCAGUUUAUAUAUUCUAUGGCUUUAUGAUGUCUGGGAAUGACUUUUCUAAAAUGGCAAAGCAUCUUGUGUCACUUUAAAGACUACUAAAUAUAUUAUGGCAGAAGCUUUUCUAGACCAUAGUUCACUUCAGCUGAUGCAUCAAGUAUAAUCUUAAAUGGGCAGGCGUGGGGGUGGGAAGAGGGGUAUUCAAAAGUAUAUAUAUGUUUGCCAAUUCAAGCUUCACCUCAUGCAUCUAAUGAAGGGGGACUGUUGCCCCCAAAAGCUUGUGCCACAAUAAAGCAUUAGUAUUCAAGGUGUCGCAAGGCUCCUUGUUGUUUUUGUUACAACAGACCAGCACAGCUAACCUUCUGGAAAUGAUUAAAAUGAGUCAGCACUUACAAACAGGAGCAUUUUUUGGCCACUCUAGAAUGCUUGGGCAUUUGAUCAUGCUGUGUAUUAUAUGAGGACAGCCUUUUGACCUGGGUGGGGAUCUUUGGCUUCCUGCCCCUCCCACUAGUGAAGCAUCAUUAUAACGGGUAUCUGAGCAGCUUGAUCAUUUUUCUCUCUUUUUUCCUGCAGCCACAGAGAAGGUUUUCUCUGACUCCCUCUGCCAGGGGAUUGAUGGUUUGAUGAGGGGUCUCAAAAGGAGCCUGCUCCCACAUAAAGAAAGAAAACAGGUCGAGGGGGUAACAGCAGCACAGAAUGCAGAGCGGUGUGUCGGGCUGUCUCUGCAUGGAGGGGAGCAAGCUAGGAAAGGCACAUUCCAGCCCAGAUACAGGGCCAGCCCACUCUGUACAUAAGAAAAGCUGGAGCAUGCUCAGUCCUCAGCAGGAAUGGGAGCCUGUGUCCACCCACUACACCGAGAGACGAAAGGCACUGAUACGACGCUGGCAAACCAAAAUGUCAAAAACAAAACACUGGCCGUCCGCUCAUCUAAUUUUAUGCAUGUUAGAAUAAAUUUUAAUAGUCAUUAUUUUACCAUGGAGCAAUUAUGUAAUGCUGGACUAGUGAUCCCUGAGUCUUAGCAGAGACAACAAAACAGUGAGCUCAAAUGCCAACACUUUUUUCUGUGUUUUUAAAAUACCAAGAAAUAGUUUUGAAGGAACUUUGCAGUGUAGAGAGAAUGUGGCAAUCCACUUCUGGGUUCCAGAACCCUAAAGGUUUGGU
Molecule: messenger RNA, 10393 nt
Organism: Rhineura floridana
Lineage: Eukaryota; Metazoa; Chordata; Lepidosauria; Squamata; Rhineuridae
Product: laminin subunit beta-4-like
Exons: 35
Coding region: 486-6128 (1880 amino acids)
Biological process (GO): basement membrane assembly; substrate adhesion-dependent cell spreading; cell migration
Cellular component (GO): laminin trimer
Molecular function (GO): extracellular matrix structural constituent
Source: RefSeq, a predicted model, not a curated record